AUGUUUUCUGCCAGUGUCCGUCGUUCUCUGUCCCGAGCAACGUUCCGUGCGUCGCACGGCGUACGCACAACCCCGAGUGUACGCGGAAUGGCCGAUCUUCCCUACCACAUUGUCGUAGGCAUGCCCGCCUUAUCUCCCACCAUGGAGACCGGUGCUCUCGCCGAAUGGUACGUCGCGGAAGGCGAUUUCUUCAUUGCCGGUGACUCGGUCGCCAAGAUUGAAACCGACAAGGCGUCCAUCGACUUUGAAGCACAGGAUGACGGAUACGUCGCGAAACUCCUGCAACCGGCGGGCGACGGGACCGAUAUAUCCGUCAAUACCCCCAUUAUGAUCACCGUCGAAGAAGAAGGCGACGUGGCCGCCUUUCAAGACUACGUCGCCCCGGAAGCCGCUCCGACACCGGCUGCGGCCGAACCCGAAGUCGUUUCCGCCCCGACGCCGGCGGCCGCCCCCACUCCGGAACCCAUCGUCCAAGCCCAGCGAGAAGCGGUCGUGGCACCUCCGACUCCCGCACCGACGUCGACGCCACCGCAUCCGCCCCCCGUCGCCACACCGACGUCGUCCGCAGAUACCGUCACUCCGGCCUGGGGCUUUGCCGCGGCCACCGCAUCCCCCCUCGCCAAGUCCUUGGCGGCCCAACAAAAGGCUUACCUGGAGAUGUUUGGGACCACCGGACAACGACCGUUGUUGUAA
Molecule: messenger RNA, 693 nt
Organism: Phaeodactylum tricornutum CCAP 1055/1
Lineage: Eukaryota; Bacillariophyta; Bacillariophyceae; Surirellales; Neidiaceae
Exons: 1
Coding region: 1-693 (230 amino acids)
Biological process (GO): pyruvate decarboxylation to acetyl-CoA
Cellular component (GO): pyruvate dehydrogenase complex
Molecular function (GO): dihydrolipoyllysine-residue acetyltransferase activity
Source: RefSeq, a predicted model, not a curated record